ACAACGGCCACCUUUUAUUCCCUUUGGAUGCUAUCAUCUUGCUCACUCGCGCCAAACCCAUCCAAGAAAAUGGCUGCCAUUCUUCACAUCACAUCUCUUCAAUCCAACACUCCCUCGUUCCUCCUCCAUUCCCUCACACCAUUUCAGCCCUCCCUCCGCCACAGCUCCCUCAAAUCGAAGGGUCACAUCCUCUUCCAAAGAAGAAAGAGAUCGAUAGCCUUCACCUGCCAAUCCAUUAGCGAUGACGGCGAUGAUGGUUAUUUGUUGGACGCUCCUGUUUCCGCUGGAGAUGGCUUCUCUUUUAGCGGAGGGAAGUAUUCUGAUGGACCUAAUCCUGCUGAUGAGUGGUUUAAGACAGGAAAAUAUAUGAAAGCACAUCCUGUUUAUGGCACCGGUGAAAAGGCCAAGGAUCCAAUUUUUGGUUUGACAAUGGGUGGCAAUUCACAGACCUCAACAGAUCUCUUCAGAUGGUUUUGCGUUGAAAGUGGAAAUGCUGAUAAACCUUCAGUUUUACUAAUUCAUGGAUUUCCUUCACAAGCUUAUUCAUAUCGCAAGGUACUGCCAUUGCUAUCCAAGGAUUAUCAUACCAUAGCUUUUGACUGGUUGGGCUUCGGAUAUUCAGAGAAGCCUCAACCCAAAUAUGGUUUUGAUUACACCUUAGAUGAAUUUGUGUCAGCUUUGGGAUCUGUUAUUGAUGAACUUGGGGUCAACAAGGUUUCACUCGUUGUUCAGGGGUAUUUUGCGCCAAUUGUUGUUAAAUAUGCAAGCAAACAUCAAGAGAAGUUGAAUGAUCUCAUACUGCUUAAUCCUCCUCUUACAGCCAAGCAUGCAAACCUGCCAUCAACAUUGUCAAUUUUCAGCAACUUUUUGUUGGGUGAAAUAUUUUCACAGGAUCCUCUUAGGGCAAGCGAUAAAACAUUAACAAGCUGUGGACCCUACAAAAUGAAAGAAGAUGAUGCUAUGGUGUAUAGGAGACCAUAUCUUACAUCUGGUUCAUCUGGAUUUGCUCUUAAUGCAAUAAGUCGCUCAAUGAAAAAGGAACUUAAGAACUAUGUUGAAGAAAUGAGAAAAAUCCUUAUGGAUGAUGAUUGGAAAGUUAAAACUUCAAUAUGUUGGGGACAAAGAGACCGUUGGCUAGACUUUGAUGGAGUUGAAGAUUUUUGCACGGCUUCAAAACAUCGACUAGUCGAACUUCCCAUGGCAGGGCAUCAUGUACAGGAGGACUUGGGUGAAGAAUUAGCAACGGUUAUUGCUGGACUCGUUAGUAGAAAGGUUCGUAUAUGAUGUCAUUGUGACAUUGAUUCAUAAUAUAAAACAAAAAAUGGUAUAUAUAUAUAUAUGUGAUUAAUUAUUGUUAUUUGUUACACGUAUAUGAAUUUGAAAAGAACAUUUAUAUUUGUUAAAUAAUUGUAAAACUUAAAAAUAAUCCAAGGGGAUUUUGUGUUUGUCAA
Molecule: messenger RNA, 1451 nt
Organism: Lactuca virosa
Lineage: Eukaryota; Viridiplantae; Streptophyta; Magnoliopsida; Asterales; Asteraceae
Source: the annotation of a GenBank genome assembly